Molecule: messenger RNA, 1363 nt
Organism: Zea mays
Lineage: Eukaryota; Viridiplantae; Streptophyta; Magnoliopsida; Poales; Poaceae
Exons: 3
Coding region: 267-1013 (248 amino acids)
Molecular function (GO): protein binding
Source: RefSeq, marked validated
ACCCGUCUGGUGGCCGGCCUAUCUGGUGCGGUGCGGCGCGGCUCGAUCCGGCCCGACGAUUCCGAUCCCCUCCCGUCCCGUCCAUCCCGUCUCGUCUCGCCUCGCCCUCCACGCCGGCGACCGGAGAAGGGGCCGUGCAGCGCAGGCGACGCCCACAACGAAUCCGUCCCCCCGCGCCGGCUUCGCCCAGCCCCGCGGCGACGCACCAGGAUUGAAGGAGGCAUGAGAAGGUGGACAUCAUUGCUAUAGCGAUUUGAUUACUGGAGAUGGUGUUGGUGGUAAAGCAGCACCGCUGCACACACUCUGCGAGCUGCGUUUGCAUCAAGGGCCACCUCAGUGAGGAUGCUCUGUUCCUCGUCUUCCGCCACAUGAACUGGAACCCGAGGCUGAUUGCUAUCUUGUCGUGUGUGUGCAAGUGGUUUGACGAGGUUGCCAAGCAGGUGCUGUGGAAGGAGUUCUGUCAUGCAAGGGCUCCAAAGAUGAUGCUGGAUUUGCAUUCAGGUGGCAGCCACAUUGUUGAUGGGAACUGGAAGGCACUGGGGAAGCUGCUCAUCUAUUGCAAUGGCUGCACAAAAGGGGGGCUGUUUAAUAACAUUCACGUUCCAGGCCAUUUUGUGUUCAGGACACGCUUUUCUAGGACUGCGGGCAGGAGUUUCCUGCCUCUGCCAUGUAAGUCGGAUGUCCUGUAUGUGUCAGAUCCAUGCGAGCAUCUUGAUCAGGGGGAAGAAGGCGACAUAGGUUUCUUCCGAGGCAUCUUUAUGUCAUUUGCCACUUCAAGGGUAAAGAAGAUGUUGAUUGAGAAGCGGGCGAGGUUUCAUCCAAGGGAGUUGUGCCCUUAUUGUAAGGCCAAGCUAUGGAACAUGUUUCAGGAAAAUAUGAUCCCAAGGAGUGCUUCCGCAAGGCUGGGUGCCUAUGAUGACUCUGUGGAGUAUUUUGUAUGCCUGAAUGGACAUGUUAUUGGACUCGGUACCCUACUACCACUCUCAGACUCAGAGGAGGCAGCAGAUGAGUGAUCAUCAAGAACAUGAAUCAGGUUUAGAAGAUUGAAGCCCAGGGCUUGUGAAAUGGUACUGAAUCUUGGUUGUGACUAGCAGAUAAUGACAUUGGUUCUGCAAACUGUUGCACGACAGGAACCUGUGAUGGGAUCUGCAUCGAACUGCAGCUGUGUUCUUCAGGGGGUGCCUUGCAUCAGAUUGAAAAAAAGAGCUACUUUAUAGUGCCUCUCCUUUAUUUAUUGAUAUGUCAUUACUUGUUUUUGUAACUGCAAUCAAGAUACUGGGACGCUACCCGCUUGCCUGUUUAGACAUGUUCACAUCAUGUGUAGUGAGGUGUUUUAUUUAACGAGAUGUUAAAUUUGUGCUCA